AUGUGUAAUAUUAAUAUAAGGGUGGCCAUUCAUAUCCUGACUCAAGUGUUGUCUACACAAGUUGCUAGGGAUGCUAGGAUCCAAGUGAACCCCAUUGCUACCACAACCGCUUCAGGGAUAAGGGAUUUCACAAAGAUGAAUCCUCCUACUUUCUUUGGAUCCAAUGUGGAGGAGGUCCCGCAAGGGUACAUUGAUGAACUGUUCAAGGUACUAUAUGUCAUGGGUAUGGCUUCCCUAGAAAAGGCAGAACUAGCUGCCUACCGACUCAAAGAUGUGUCUCAAGUUUGGUAUGAGCAAUGGAAGGAUGAGACGCUGGCCGAACAAAUUGAGGAGCAAAAGAUUAAACAAGUUUGUAGUGAAAUGAAGAGGACAAGGGCCGAAGAUAGAAAUUCUUUUAAGUCUAGAUUUGAGGUGCAAGAUAAGUCAACGUUGAAGAAGAGGUUCCCCAAUCAAAGACGUUCUACCUUUCCAAGUAUCAACCAAGGUAAAGGGUCUACACCCAAGGCUAAAGAUAAGAAAGUUAGUGGUCUUUAUGUUGAAAAGUCUAGUUGUGCUAAAUGUGGUAGAAAACAUGAAGGCAAAUGUCUAGUUGGUACGGGAAAUUUCUAUGGUUAUGGAAAGAGUGGUCACAUGAAUAGGAUUGUCUUUCUAUGA
Messenger RNA from Solanum lycopersicum (tomato), 654 nucleotides. RefSeq lists its product as uncharacterized. Lineage: Eukaryota; Viridiplantae; Streptophyta; Magnoliopsida; Solanales; Solanaceae. The record is from RefSeq and is a predicted model, not a curated record.